This is a messenger RNA of Sungouiella intermedia, 2901 nucleotides long. The record is from the annotation of a GenBank genome assembly. Lineage: Eukaryota; Fungi; Ascomycota; Pichiomycetes; Serinales; Metschnikowiaceae.
AUGCUGAGUGUUUACCAGUUAUCCGAAAGUUCCCAAAGUCACGAGCCUGAAGGCGUCGGCCCGCCGCUGCCUCUCCCUCCUGAUGACCCACCCCCAAGCGCUCGCGAUCUCUCUAUCACUGACUAUGAGACUGUCUCCAUUGGAGGCCCCUCCGAGUCCCUUUCACAAGAAGUUAAUCAGAUGGACGUAUUGACGGCCGCUGAAAACUCCUCCGAAGGCCUCAUGGAGCAAGAUGACUCCGAAUACUUCAACAGCUCGUCUCAUUCUGACCUGAAUGCCCUGGAUACCGAUGAAGAUGAAUUCUUACGUCCUCCCCCAGAUCUCAGACUACCAACUCCUGCAUCUAAUCAUGCAGCCAACUCCGCCGUUGCAACUUCAGAAAAUUCCCAAAACCAAAAAAAUACCAAUGAUUCCUCCUUGAUUGAAAUUCCAGAAAACUGCAAAACUCAAAAAAACGUUAUCAAUGAAAAUACAAAUCAAAAAAAAAAUCUCUCCAUGGCGGAACGCCUCCAAACUAAUCGCCACACCACCAGAGGUAACUCGGCAAUCAUAAGCGAUUACAAAUAUGUCAAACAAGAAUUUACUCUGCGUUUCACUGCUCAGGAACGUAUCAGAUACGAAAGUCAGCUUAAGGUCUUAAGCCAGAUCAUGACGUCUUCGGAGAUAAUGCAACACCUAGCCGAACUCCCCGAAUCGGAUUUGUCUCUCAAAUUGAAAGUCAUCAAUCCUAACGAUGUUCCCGUUCAAGAAUUGACACAAGGAAUUCAACAAUGCCUUGACCGUCUUAUGGUCAACGUCAGAGAAGAGCUUUUCCAAGCAAAAUCCCUGACCGAGCAAUCGACGGAAAGGGCAAAGGAAUAUCUUGAUUCCCAAGACGACAUAAAUGUGAUACAAACCAGAAUGGCCAAUGAAGUUCAAUUGCUUUCGUCGGUUGAGAAAGACCUCAAAGCCCUUACAUCAACUGCGAGUCGUUAUGUUGCCUUAGCUGCUGCCAAACAACACCGCAUCAUCGCAGGGAUGGUAUUCUUUCCCAAUAUCAAGAUUAAUGAGGAAGCGCAACGAUUACUUUGUGAUCUUUUCGACGAUGAUUUACCGUUUCAGAUUUAUACCAAUCCUCAAGAGACGGUUAAAUAUUUGGUGGAUGUCCUCACUUCUCAAGAUCUUGACUUCAACGACCAAGACGACAAGGUUUUUCGCCUUGGAACCCCCAGACCAACUUCUGCAAGACUUAUCGCAGUUCAAAUCGACUACCUUCCAACUCCGCGGGCGAAGAAUUACUUCCAGCGGUCCUUUCUCCAUCAUACCGAUAAGAUCCUAAAGUGGGAAGUAAGGGAGCUGUCCCCCACAAAGGAGACAGCUCUAGCCUUGGUCCAUUUGGGACAAUCCAAGGUGCCUCCAAAACAUGUUUCUAAAAACAUCUGGCUUGAGAACCAGGAAUUCCUAGUUCCAUCUAUCUAUUCCUUCUUCUCAUCUUCGUGCGAUAAGUCUAAGAAGCUCUUCGAGAAAGCCACUUCAGAAGGCUAUACUGGGCCAGACCCAGGUAGCCACCUCACUUAUCUCAAACAGCAACAUGAUGCCCACCUCAAACACGCUGCUGCUUACCCUCUGAGACAGCCAGCUUAUGACAUCGUGGGCAUGCAAUGUACAAUUCAAUAUGCUCAACAAUUUUGUCCAGUAUGCCUUGAGACGGACCAUACCUUGAGUGGAUGUACUGAUCCUCGGAAAGGCUGCAAAAUAUGCCUGGCCACUACUCACUCUUCUUAUCGGUGUUGGAGACGUUGCGCUUGUCGGUAUGCUAGACACCUCAAAGGCUCCCCGGCUUGUCCUCUCUCCCGCACCAAAGAGGUACCUCCUCCACCACCCACCGAUUCAACUGAUGACUUUACCCUCGUUACCAAACGUGGCCAGAAGCGUCACCAUGUCACGAUGGAACAGGCUAACAGGAAAAUGGAUAACCCAUCCUCAACAAUGAGGCCACCCAACCCCUUUGGAGCAUUGAACCACUUCUCAGAAGAAGAUGUAACUGAAGAAUCCUCAAUGGAUUCCGUCCCCAAAGAUUCGUCACUUGAAAUUGCUGACAGCGUUGAUCCCCCCACUCAGUCUCCCUUUGCUGAACCAGUUCCCACACUGGUUGAUCUCCGAGAGGCUGUCCAGGAAACCACCGAAUCAACUAUCCAUUCUUCAACCACCACAGACGCGGCCUACAAUGAACCCCAAAUUGAAUCUGCCACAGGAGCUGAGUUUGGUUCUCAGCCACUUCCUGUCGACCAUACCGCCGAUUGGACUGGUCAACAAGACGUUCUUAUGGAAAGCUCAGUAUCCCCUGAACCUUCUCAGCCUACUGACCCUUCCGCCCCUCAACAAAAGGCUACUUCCGCUUACCUUCUACCAACCACAACUCCCAUGGAGGUCUCCAUACCUCUCACACCGGUCUCUCGUCCGAGAAUGCACCACGAGCCUGCUGUCAUAAGACGCUCUGCACGCCUUGCUGCUAAACAACCCUCGCCUUACUCCAGGCCAAAAUUGGCUUCUCACUCCAAGGCCCACCACGGCCCCUCUUCUCGCCAUUCAACUCUCAAAGAUACUCAAUACCCUACUGGUCCACAAGACCACACUAUGCCAGCAUUCCCCGCUGGUUCUGCUCAUGACGACGCUGGCCCCACUGGUUUUUCUCCGUCCCGUCAUGAGCCACCUGGCACAGUCGUGAACGUUGAGCCGCCAGACCCUGGUCCGCAGGAUCCUGAUAUCCUUCGACCUGUCCCGACUCCAAACGAACUGCUGUCCUCGUGUCAAACAUCAAUAUCUACCGCCUCCAACCAAGUGCUAUCCUCAUCACAGGAACCCCUGGAGGCUAUCCCAACCCGGGUAGAUACAACUCUCCCUAGCUUAGGAGAUCAUUAA